Phascolarctos cinereus (koala) is the source of this 2161-nucleotide messenger RNA. It is a transcript of the gene CCND3, whose product is annotated as cyclin D3. NCBI's taxonomy places the organism in Eukaryota, Metazoa, Chordata, Mammalia, Diprotodontia, Phascolarctidae. The record is from RefSeq and is a predicted model, not a curated record.
GCGGUGUUAGCAGUCUCUGGAGAGGGGGUAACGGGGGAGAAGAGAGGGGGGCGCGAUACCUCUGUACAGCAGGAACCCACAGCCCCCUCCGUCUCCCCCCGCCCCCUCCUCCCCACUUCCUGCCCGACUUCAAACGUCGAAUCCCUAGCGCAGCACCGAAAUUGUAAACACCCCGCUCUAGCGCGGAGGAGGGGUCGAGAUUGAAGCGGUUUGGGGCAGGUAUGGAGCGAUCUUUUCCUCCACUCCCCACUUCCAGCCCUGUGUCAGUGACGAGCCUACCCCAAGGACACAAUUCUGGAGCUGGAGCGUUCAUGCCAGGAGGAAAAGGGUGCGAAGAGUCGACUCCGGGACUCACCUGUUAGGAAAUCCAGGAAAUCAUCUGCCUAUGGUCUGCAGUGACCCACAGUCUGAUUUCCCUGAAGCUUGCCUACUUCCUUCGUCCAUACUCUUCAUCACAGUUUGUGUGUGAGGAGCAGCGAUGUGAGGAGGAGGUCUUCCCCCUGGCGAUGAACUACCUGGACCGCUACCUGUCCUGUGUCCCAACCCGCAAGUGCCACCUGCAGCUUUUGGGUGCAGUGUGCAUGCUGUUGGCCUCCAAACUCCGGGAGACCACACCAUUGACCAUGGAGAAGCUAUGUAUCUACACUGACCACUCUGUCACACCCCACCAGCUCCGGGACUGGGAAGUGAUUGUCCUAGGGAGGCUCAAGUGGGACCUAGCUGCUGUGAUUGCUCACGACUUCCUGGCACUGAUUCUGCACCGGCUUCCAGUGCCCCUGGACCGACGGGCAUUGGUCAAGAAGCAUGCCCAGACCUUUUUGGCCCUCUGUGCCACAGAUUAUACUUUUGCUAUGUAUCCACCCUCCAUGAUCGCAACUGGCAGCAUUGGAGCUGCCGUGCAGGGCCUGGCUGCCUGCCCCUUGUCUUCCGAUGAGCUGACAGAGCUGCUGGCAGGGAUCACAGGCACUGACGUGGAUUGCCUGCGUGCAUGCCAGGAGCAGAUUGAAGCCGCUUUACGGGAAAGCCUGCGGGAGGCUGCCCAAGACACAGCAGUCACAGUCCCUAAAGCUCCAGAAUAUUCUGGAAACCAAGAGCCUAGUCAGACCAGUACCCCAACAGAAGUUACAGCCGUUCACUUGUAACUCCUCCCCUGUCUUCCCCAUCCCUUCUCAUGGGCCACACGAGGGAGGAAGGAACAGCAAAGAUGGUCAGCCCAGCCCAGCCUCUGCUCAGACAAUCACCUUUACCAUCAGCUGGAUGUCUGGGCCCAGGGAACCAUGGCUCCUGUUGAGCCAGAGUUUGAGAGGGGGCAGAUUCUGCCCCAUGUGUGGGCCUGCCUAGUUGGUGAGAUAGGGAGCUAGCUAAGCUCUUCCUUCUCAUUUUAUUUUUGCCAGUUUCUCUGUCAGUAGUUUGAUCAGACCAAGGCAGAAUUGUUUAGUUGGCUCUUCCCUUCCCCAAAGGCAUUACCUUUUCCCCUUAACCACACCAGGGGUAUUUGCAUUUAGACUUGAAGACUUAAUUCCAAGCCUGCCAAGUGCUUGGAGGAAAAAAUUCUGGCUGGGGGUGGGGAUCCUCCCUGGAAUCUUUUGGUAUAGCAUAAAGCCAGCCCUGGGGAAGAGAAAGGCUCAGGCCUCAUUCUUGGGGACCUGCAGCCUGAUUCCUCCUUGAAUUGCUUCCUACUCAGCUUGCCAGGUGUACAUCCUGAUGUCAAGUCAGGAAUGGGGGGGUGGGGGGAAGGCUCCAUGGAUUAAUUUAUUAUGACAAGGUGCAACACAGUGCUCAGAGUACAACGUAGGAGGGGAGGGGGAGCCUUCCUCUGCCCUCUAGAAAGUGAUCCUUUUUGUCGACGUGCCUCCCCCCACCUUCCUUCCUCCCAUCCCAUCCCCCGCAUUUGGCUGGAAAGACUUAGUGCCAAAGAUGCUGCUACAGCCUGGGGGGGGAAGGGGGGCGGGGAAGAGAGGGGCUGCAAAUCCAUUUUCCUCUAGCCCUGCUCUUUGAGGUGUGGAAAAGAUGAAUGGACUCUAGGGGUAACAAAGCCUCUCCCAGGAGAGGAAGGCAGACCCUGUUCUCUGCACAGGUGUCCCUGGGGCCACAACUCUGGUCCAGCAGGGACAUCCCAGGGUCUUCAAGCUACCUGAAUAAAGAUUCUGGAUCACACCAA